UAAUGGACCAUAAAGGAUCUAGAUGCAAGGUAGAGCCAUUUACAAGUGGAUAGGCUAUUUAUUUACAGAUUGCUUUAUUUUUGUAAACAUAUUUUCCAGUAUGACCUACUGGACAUAUUUUCUACACUGACAGCUUAUUCAAUCCACAAUUUGCUUUUUGAAUGCCUUCAAAGGAAGGAGUUGUCUAAUUUGGGAUCAAAGUCACUAUGUGGAAAAAACAUUUUUUCUUUUGCUUUUUACUUCUGGCUGUGACAACAAACCAGAUAGUAUAUGGGCAAAACAGAAAGAAAGGGAAGAAGUCUUAUUCUCUCGUGCAAAAAGAUGAAGGUGAUACGUGUCUCGUUGAUAUAGUCUUUAUCUUGGACAGUUCAGAAAGUGCCAAAAACCAGUUGUUUGAUUUACAGAAGAAUUUUGUUCAAAACUUAACUGACAGUAUUUUCCAGAUGAAGCCAGUUAAGUCUCAGAAGUAUAAUGUCAAACUAGCAAGUAUGCAGUUCAGCAGCACAGUCAGCAUUUAUCAUCCCUUUACAGCCUGGAAAAACGUGCAGAAUUUUAAAGAGAAAGUCGAGUCUCUGGGCUUUAUUGGCCAUGGCACCUACUCCUAUUAUGCAAUUUCCAAUGCCACUCAGCUGUUUAAAACUGAAGGUCGUAAGAGAAGUGCGAAAGUGGCUUUUUUGAUGACUGAUGGUGUGGAUCAUCCAAACAGCCCUAACAUCCAGGGUAUAGCCACAACAGCUAGGAGUCUUGGAAUACAUUUUUUUACCAUUGGCCUUUCUAAGAAAAAAGUCCAAGAAGAAAAAUUGCGUAUGAUAUCUGGUGAUUCAGCCUCUAAACACAUCUUAUGCCUGGAUGAUCAGAACCUGAUAGUUGAUGUAGCAUUGGAACUGGAAGCCUUGCUUCAGAAGCAGUGUAUGCGGAAGAACUGUGGGUGUGAAAAGGGAGUAAAAGGAGACAAAGGUGAUUCUGGCAGUGCUGGUAACAGAGGGGAAAAAGGUGAGCCAGGACCAAAAGGAAACAAGGGCGAUGCUCAGAAAGGAGAUCAUGGAGAAAAAGGUGAAGAGGGAGCUCCUGGCUACAAGGGAGACAAGGGUGAGAGAGGAGAAUGUGGAUCCCCAGGAGUAAAAGGGGAAAGAGGUUUGGAAGGUCCUUUUGGCCCUAGGGGACCUCGGGGACCUCAGGGUAUCAGCGGACCUCCAGGUGAGCCAGGCCCGAAAGGCAUUCAAGGAAGCAAGGGAGAGCAAGGCCCUUUAGGUCCCUAUGGUCCUCCAGGACUCCCUGGUGUUGGACAGCCAGGACCCAAGGGUGCUCAAGGUCAAGAAGGUAAAAUUGGAUUCCCAGGACCUCCUGGAACUGGUGAGCCAGGAUUACCUGGACCACGUGGCCCUGAUGGUCUGCCAGGUGAGAAAGGUCUACCAGGAGAGGGCAUUCAAGGCCAAAAGGGUGAAAAAGGCUCUAAAGGUGUAGCUGGUUCUCCUGGACUGCCAGGUCAACAAAUCAAAGGAGACAAGGGUGAACAAGGCCAAGUAGGACCACAGGGCCCAGCAGGACCACCAGGAAUAGGCAAUCCAGGAAGCCAGGGUAUACAGGGUCCACAAGGAAACCCUGGGGCAAAAGGAUCUAAAGGUUUUGGUCUGCCAGGUCCAAAGGGUCAACCAGGUGAACCUGGACAAAAAGGAGAACCAGGGCUUCCAGGAACUGGCGUACGAGGACUUAAAGGAGAUACAGGUCUAUCAGGACUCCCAGGAGAGAGAGGCAUGCAGGGAGAUCCUGGGAAGUCAGGGAAAAAGGGGGAAAAGGGCGAUCAAGGUCCAAGAGGCCCGGAAGGACCCCCUGGCAAAGGAGAUGUAGGCCAAAAGGGUGACCCCGGAGAAAAAGGAUCCCAAGGACUGAUUGGUUAUAAAGGAGUACAAGGCCCAGCUGGACCAAAAGGUGAACCGGGAGAGAGAGGACCACCUGGUGUCGCUGGAUCAUCUAUUCAGGGACCUGCUGGACCAAAGGGGGAUCCAGGACCCAAGGGGCCACCAGGAGAUGAUGGACUUCCUGGAAAUUCAAUAAUGGGACCAACGGGUAACCGGGGACUACCUGGUCUACCUGGACCCCGUGGAGCAAAAGGCGAUGGCCACAAAGGUGAAGCUGGACCUCCAGGACCAGCAGGCCCCCCAGGACCAGCAGGCCCAAAAGGCGUGGGAGAUGCUGGACCAAAGGGAGACCGUGGAAUGAGAGGCUAUCCUGGGCCCCCGGGGCCACGGGGAAGCGGAACGGUUGGUCCCAAGGGUAUUAUGGGACAGAAAGGCUUGCCUGGUCCACCUGGCCCCCCUGGCAACAGCAUACAAGGAAGCAAGGGAGAAAAAGGAAAUCAAGGUUUUCCUGGACCAAAGGGAUCAAUAGGAAUUGGCCUUCCUGGACCAAAGGGAGACUAUGGAGAUAAAGGUGAUCCAGGGAGCAAAGGUGCCAAAGGAGAGAUUGGAGACCCAGGACCUCCAGGACCAAAGGGAAUUUGGGGAAGAAAAGGUGAACCUGGUCUUUCGAGAGAAGAAGUUAUCAGGCUUAUCAAUGAAAUAUGUGGUUGUGGUAUCAGAUGUAAAGUAACACCACUGGAACUAGUAUUUGUCAUUGACAGUUCAGAAAGUGUUGGACCAGAUAACUUCAAUAUUAUCAAAACUUUUAUGAAAACAGUCAUUGACAAGGUAUCGGCCAACCAUGUUACAACCCGCAUUGGCAUUAUCAACUUCAGCCAUAAAGUGGAGUUGGUGUCUUCUCUGAAGCAAUACACAACCAAAGAAAACCUGAAAUCAGCUGUUGAUAAAAUGCCCUACUUCGGAGAAGGCACGUACACAGCUUCUGCUAUCCAAGAAGCCAUUCAGUUAUUUCAGGCAGCACGCCCAGCAGUAAGAAAAGUGGCUGUUGUAAUAACGGAUGGACAAGCAGACACUCGUGAUAAAGUACAGCUGGAUACUGUAGUAAGAGAGGCCCAUGCUACGAAUAUUGAGAUAUUUGUCAUUGGGAUCAUUCAAAGGACUGAUCCUCAUUAUGACGAUUUUCUGAAAGAAAUGCAGCUCAUUGCAACAGACCCUGAUGAAGAACAUGUUUACCAGAUAGAUGACUUCAUGACGCUUUCAGCUCUUGAAAAUAAACUGAUCACAAAAAUCUGUGAGAAUGUGUCUGAAGUCUACACCAGAAACGAUAGUUUAUCUCCAUCUCCAAGUCCGGAAUCUGAAAUUGCUAGUGAAGAUACUAACAGCCAGUUACACAAAAUGACUACUUCAGAUAUUUAUAUACUCCCUACGGAAGGAAUCAGUUACCCACUUAGUCCACCACGGACCAGAUAUACUGAGCCACUGCCAUCUGCUCAGGAUCACACUGCGACUACCUCUGCUCACAGAGAAUCGACAUUUCCCCUGCUUUAUGACAUAUCUGAAAUCAGGUCUCAGAGUCCAGUUGUCAAUUCUUUGUUCAAUGUAACAGCUACUGAAGAUCACCACCUAACUGUGUUGCAAACACAGGUAGCAACAACCGGAAAAGAUCCAAGGUGCUUGGAACCUAUGAAACCAGGGGAUUGUCGGGACUACGUGGUGAAAUGGUAUUAUGACAAGAAUGGCAAUUCUUGUGGCCAGUUCUGGUAUGGAGGUUGUAAUGGUACCAACAAUAGAUUUGAAACAGAAAAAGAAUGUCGAGAAACCUGCAUUGAUUGAUGAAUAAAAAUGGCUGCUGUUUGGAGUUUUUAAAGCUGGAAGUUCAUGUGUAUUGAGGAAGAACUGACCGAGAAGAAUCCAAAGUGAUGCGUUAACUUGAAUAUAUUACUACCACGCUCUACUACUUUCCUCACUAUGGUAUUCACUUUAACUAGAUUCCUGUAUAACGUAUGUUAUCUGCAACACCGUAGCAAUAACUUACAAUCACACAUACACACACACUGGAACAUACCUUUUCCUUCUGAAUUUAUGUUAACUUGUUACUACUACAUGUGGCAAUGAUGAGGUUCUAUUUUUAGGAUUAAAAUGUCAGAAGUGUUUACACUUAGCAUUUAAUGACAGAGGUCUCUCAGUGUCGCAGAAGAAUAAACUAUGCUCUAGUUUUAAACAAGAGUAAGUGGUUCCUGAAAUUAGCACUCUUAAUACAGCAUUUAGAGACGUAAAUUAAGAUUUCCAUUAAUUAGAGUACCUCUUUGGAAUG
This is a messenger RNA of Aptenodytes forsteri (emperor penguin), 4173 nucleotides long. It is a transcript of the gene COL28A1, whose product is annotated as collagen type XXVIII alpha 1 chain. The record is from RefSeq and is a predicted model, not a curated record. Lineage: Eukaryota; Metazoa; Chordata; Aves; Sphenisciformes; Spheniscidae. Gene Ontology annotation, molecular function: serine-type endopeptidase inhibitor activity.